GCGCAGUGACCGAGCAAGGGAAACUUUCAUCGUCACUAUCGUGAACGCGCGUCAAGGGAACAACAGUCGCCUUGGAAAACGAGCUGAAAUCAACUCAUAGAGAUGGGUCGUCUAACAGUGCUGUUUCUCUGUAUGGCUCUUGUAGUCUCAACUGUGGCCAAACGAGGAGGUGGGAGUAAAGGUGGAUUUGGCUUGGGCAAAACCAGCAGCAGCAACAACAAAGGAGGAAGCAGCAGCAGUGGAAAGAGUGGCAGCAGCAAUACUAAAGGCUCCUCAACUGGGACACACUCAUCCCCAGGAAACUAUCCUCGACAACCUCAAGUACCACAUCAAAAUCCUCCCCCCAACCCUGGGGCUGGAGGCGGGUACCCUGGCCAAGGCAGGUACCCACCGGCAGGUUCUAAUCCAGGUCAAGGAUAUCCUAACCAAGGUAGCUAUCCGGGGCGUAAUCCAGCACAAGGUGGUUAUCCAGCUCAGGGGGGCUACCCUGGUCAAGGUGGUAACCCUGCUCAAGGUGGUUAUCCGGGACAAGGUGGUUACCCAGCACAAGGUAACUACCCAGGGCGCAGUGGUUACCCAGGACAAGGUGGUUACCCAGCACAAGGAGGCUACCCAGGGGGUGCAGGUUCUUACCCCAACAGGUACCCUGGACAGGCAGGAGGAAACCCCUACCCAGGUGGAGGCUCUUAUCCAGGAUAUCCAGUCCGAGGAGGAGCAGGUUCCUACCCUAACCAGUAUGGUGGCGGUGCAGUAAGACCAGGAGCAGGAGCAGCUGCAGGAGCAGCCCAGUACCCCUAUUGGAACCCCAAUAACAAAAUCAUGAGCCCAGGCUAUGGUGGUAACUACGGGGCUUACGGCGGUGGCAGAUCACCCUUUGCCCAGUCUGUGCAGGGCAUGGGUAUGGGCCCUUCUAUCCAAUCAAAAGGGUUUGGGAAACAGGCAAUUAUGGCUGCUGGAGUCGGAGCAGUGGCUGGGAUGGCUCUGGGCUACGGUCUCGGAAGUUUCCCCCGUCCUCGUUUUAAUUUCCACAACCCACAGGAGGAAUAUUACUAUAAUAACUACAUGUACAAACGGUAUGGUCAGACACCCCCUAAUGGAAAUGUAAAUGAGGACCCUAACUCUCAAGGUCAAAGACCAGGUGGUACUGGAACUGGCAGUUCAGCCUCUGGGCAACAAAAUAACAAUAACCCUCAUGAUAUCUUCCAGAAUCCUCCACCUCAGUCCUAUGAUAAGUACAUGGACAGCUGUAUGAAAAGAAAAGACUUAGUGCGAGAGAAACGGGACCUAAGAUCAAGAAGAUCCCCAGAUCUUUCAGAGCCCCAAGCGGCACCAGGUGCCGAAGUUACUGUUGAAGUCAAUGAUCCAGUUGUUGCUCAAGAAGAUGUGUCAAGCACCAACAAUACAUUUAAACCCAGUACAAUUGUGACCUCCAAACCACCUGAAACACCCAGUCAACCUCAGAAGCAAGUAGGAGAGGAAGCCAAGGAUGACGACGAUACUGUUAGCAUUGUGGAGAUUGGCUAUCCAGCACUGAUUGAGCAAAUGAAAGCACGCCGUUGUGUAGAGCUUUACAUGGUUUAUGCAGAACAGCAUGCAGCCAAACAGGUGCAAAAUCGUAAGGAAGAACAAACCCUCAGCGGAAGUGGUAACCUGUCUGGACCUCUUUGCCACAGAGCAAUCCUUCUGUCUGUUAUCUUCAGUUCUCUUUUAUUCGGACAUUACUAACAAACUGUGAUUGUCUGAGCCAGAAAUUUGUACCAUUGGCUGGAAAUAAUUUGCAAAAACCCAUCAUAUUUUAUCUGGAUGUUUCUCAAACUUAAGUUUCUCAAGACAGAUUCCUUGUGUGUGUAAAGCAAAGAGAAAGCUCUUUCUGAUUCUGAUUGAAAAUUCAGCAGACAUAGAAACAAUAAGUUACACUUAUAUUAGCACUGCUUACUAAAACAGAUAGUUGCUUAUCAUAAUUGGUAAUAACAAAGCUACCACUACAUAAAUUGUCAUGGGUCAUAUUAAAUACACCUCAAAAGUUACAAAAAAAACAUAUACACUCUUUAUUUCACAUAUUCUAUCACUGCCAGUGACCAUCUUGCAUGUGUUUUUAUGAAAUUUUCUACCGACUUCUGUUCAAAUACAGGAUUUUGCAUGAGCCCUCUACUAUCCCAAAACAUGCAUGGCAUUGGGGUUUCAUCUUUUUCAUACAUUUCAUAACGUUUCAACUGACCAUUAAUAUUGUUUGACUUGAAAAAGUGUCUUCAAGUUGUGUUUUCAUGACUGCACUCCUACUUGUGUAGAACAUAUUUUUAAAAGAUUUGUUUUUGUGUCUUUUUAUAGUUUGAGCUUUUCACCAUUCUACUGACAUUUAUUUAUUUAUUUUAAACGAUGAAUUACCUUUUAUAGGUCUGCACUGUUGGUUUUGUUGUGUUAUGUUAUUUGUGUUAUCAUAUCAGUUUGGUUUCAACUCUGUAUGUACAAUAAUACUGCUGUGUGUCAGUUACUUGCAGGUCAAAUGUACUAUGACAUGAAAACACUGUUUCUUCGACCUGUAAGUUAUGCUGGACAUUGGAUAUCAAGUGGCCCUGAGAUAACCAUUUUAUUUUAAGUUAAUCCUUCUGUCAAGGGUUUGUUUGUUUGGUUUCUCUGAAGGAAAGUGCUAAACAUUUAAGUAGAUUAUUAGCAAAGUUGAGCACUUUCUUUAGUUCAUUAUUUUAAUAUGAAGAGGGAAUGUCUUUUGACAUCCAGUAAGAAUGGCAGUGAACAAUACUUCUUGCUAAACAGAUGCAUAUGUGAUGUCACGCUUUGAGAUGUACUGAAUGUUGACAAUGUUUAUAAUGUUAUCAAUACUGAGAGUAAAAUAAUUAAAUGCA
Molecule: messenger RNA, 2861 nt
Organism: Triplophysa dalaica
Lineage: Eukaryota; Metazoa; Chordata; Actinopteri; Cypriniformes; Nemacheilidae
Gene: prnprs3
Product: prion protein, related sequence 3
Exons: 2
Coding region: 103-1725 (540 amino acids)
Biological process (GO): protein homooligomerization
Cellular component (GO): membrane
Source: RefSeq, a predicted model, not a curated record